Apiotrichum porosum is the source of this 987-nucleotide messenger RNA. It is a transcript of the gene NSE4, whose product is annotated as nuclear protein. Lineage: Eukaryota; Fungi; Basidiomycota; Tremellomycetes; Trichosporonales; Trichosporonaceae. The coding region runs from base 1 to 987 and encodes 328 amino acids. The transcript has 6 exons. Gene Ontology annotation, cellular component: Smc5-Smc6 complex; nucleus. The record is from RefSeq and is a predicted model, not a curated record. Gene Ontology annotation, biological process: DNA repair.
AUGAGCGCUCCGGGCCCUUCUCGCCGCCGACCCCGGUCACCAACACCAGACAGCGACGACGAUGGACGCGAGACACAGACACAGCGCCGCCGCCCACGGCACUCGCUCCGCCGCGAGCAAGUGUUCGAGGAGCAGGACCCCGCGCAGCAUCAGAAGAUUGGACAGGGCUACCGCAACCUCCAAAACGAGGCCGAUGACAUGAAGACGAACCUUGAGAACAUUGGCGCGUCGGAUCUCCAGCGCAUGAUGAAGCAGCAGAACAGGCUGUUCAGCGAGGUCAAGGACACUGGUCUAGCGACGCUCGAUGCGCGUCUCAUGAUGACCACGACCGAGACGGCGGCCAACCUCGUGCGCAAGAUGAAGCUCUCGAGCGCGACGUUUGAUGUCGACGAGUUCCUUGUUGGCGUCCGUACGCUGCUGGGAUUGGACCGCGCUGAGGCGGAAGACCUCGACAACAGCGACGACGACGAGCUGGACGACGAGCCCGGGACCGCUAGCCAGCACCGCGCUGACCGAGCCGAGCGACACGCGCGCAGGGGCGCACUCGGCGACUGGGACAAGAUUGGAUGGAUGGCCGCUGGCCUCUACCGUCGCGUCCCUGGUGUCGAGUUCAUGUAUGGACCGAUCGCCAAAACCCUCGCCCGCAUCGACCCCGACAGGCAGGGCGUCAACUUCUUCCGUCUGGUUGUCAACCCGCACGACUUUGGCCAGACGGUCGAAAACGUCUUUUACACCUCCUUCCUGGUUCGCGACGGCAUGGUCGGGAUCGAUGUACUGGACGACGGCGAGAUCAUCAUCCGCGGCACCGACCCCCACGACCCAGAAGCCGACGGCGAUAUUCCCAAGAACCAGGCAGUCAUUGAGCUUGACAUGCAGGCCUGGAAGGACGCCAUUGAACUCUUUGACAUUACCGAGUCUGCCAUCCCGAACCGUGCCCCGCAGGCGACUCAGGUCGGCGCCAACGGCUGGUAUUCUGGCGCGCCAUGA